CGAGAAGCUGACGCCGCCGACGCCUGGCGUCGCAGCGUCGCUUCACGCCAGCGGCCGCCGCGACGCCGGGAUUGCCUUCAGUGUGCCGCACAACGUCGGACGUGCAUCGUGUCGUACAGUCGCGCUCGUGUGCGAGCUGAUCGAGACAUGUGAUUCGAGUUCGCCGAGUUUGCCGAUCGCCGAGAGGGCAAGCGACAAAGAGAUUUACGGGCUGGUAGAACAUGAGGGGAGAUCCCACGGUCGCCCCCACGGCCUAAAGCGAAUCGAGGAGGAAGAGCGCGAGAUUUCUUCCGGGGCGAGGCAGGAUACGUCGACGUGAGUGACGUCCUCACGUGUAUCCUUCGGAGGACAAGAUACGCGAGACUCUUCCCGAGCACGCGUUGCAGCUCCGAAGACUAUCGAGUUUCACAAGCGGGAAAGAAUCCCGCGUUCGCAGAGAGACAUAUUCCGCAGAUCACGUGCGGUGUGUGACGAUCCUUGCGCCAUAAAAGAGAAGGAAAAAGGAGACGGACUCGGCGAGGAAAGUCUCGCGAGAGCACAAAACGUAUCGCAGAAACGGUCGCGUCUGACUGUGCGUAGACCAGACUACGAGGCGGAAACAGUGGUCGUGACACACGCACCAACACACACACACACACACACACAAAUCACACACACACACAGAGAGAGAGAGAGAGAGAGAGAGACGUCGAAUAACACGAGAACAUCGCGUUUGUGAUCGAUAAGUGAAACAAGGGGAGAAAGUCCGUCUUCGUAACCCGCGACAAAAGUAAAGCUCACCCGAUCGGUUUGGCUUUUCUCUUCCGGGCUAGAUAGACCAGAAGGGGAGACGAGAAUCGCACAUCACGGUAGGGUAGCGAGCCUUCGAAUCGCGUUCCGUGAGGAAGAACAGCCGCGGUAAUAUCCGAAGGAAUGGCGGACGACUCGCUUCGCCGGAAGACCAGAUCGGCAUCGAUUUGCGCCCCGGGAUUUUCCAGCAUGGAGCAAAUGUUGGAGGCUAUGCCACCCUCGGGAGCCCGCGAGAGGGAGCGGGGCGAGCGGGAACGGGACAGCGGCAGCGGAACACCGGAUAGCAGCACACCCACGAGAAGACGAAGGCCGGCCACGAGAUCCCAGAGCGCUCGUGUCUCCGGUGGAAAUAAGAGCAUCCGUCGUCGUGCCGCCGCUCAAGCCGCCGCCCAUCAUCAUCAUCAUCAUGAAGGCACCAUGAAGUCGGCCCACUGCAGCAGUGAGCCCAGACUGACCGAGAAUGACGUCAGUCCGGGCAUCAGGAGAAGAGGGAGCCGCAGGGGGCAGAGUAUGCAUCAUGCGCAUCAGAGGAAGAGCAACGCCUUCCUGGACGUGCCCGACACCUCGUCGCAGAUGCCGCCGCGGGAGGACGGCGAGGACGAAGAUAGUUACAGGCUCCGUAGCUUCAGUCUCACCAGCAAAGGCGUCGUCAACCGAGGAGAUUCCUUCCGGAGAAGGAGAUCGAGAUCGAACUCCUUGGCGCCGGCCGAGCAGGAAAACGAGGUGCGGCGAGCGCCGCCCAAGGAAGUCGUCUCGCACAACGUCGCCAUGUUGGGCUCCAGGGGAGUCGGAAAAACAGCCCUUAUCAGCCAGUUUAUGACCAGCGAGUGUAUAAACGCCUACGACAGACAAAGAGAUGUGCCGAGCGAGCAAUCCGUUUUUGUGAUGCUGAACGGAGAAGAGAGCGAGCUUAGAUUUUUAAAUAUCGCCAACCCAAAGAGCGAAUUGGACAAGAUGCCGCUGCCGGACGCCUUCGUUGUGAUGUACUCGGUGAUCGACAAGGCGUCCUUUCAAAGGGCUGAGGAAUAUCUCGCCCGGCUACACGAUCAAGAUCUUCUUCGUGGUAGACCGGCUAUUCUGGUCGGCAACAAGGUCGAUUUGGUUCGCUCGAGAGUGGUCUCGCCCCAAGACGGGAAAUGCCUGGCCUGCACGUAUCGCGCCAAGUUCGUCGAGGUGUCGGUGGGCAUCAACCACAACGUGGACGAUCUCCUGGUCGGCAUACUGAAUCAGAUCCGCCUGAAGGUGGUCCAGGGCCAGCUGGACAACCGGAACAGCGGUAGCGGCAGCGAGGGCAGCGGUCAUUGGUACAAAUCCAGAGGCGUGGUGCGCGCCAGCAUGAAGGCCAGGCAGAUGUUGACCUGGCUCUUCGGCAAGGAGGACAGCAAGUUCAAGAACUGCGAGAACCUUCACGUACUUUAAGUCGAAGGUCACCGACCACCGAGACCGGAAGUCUGUCGGGUGGUCUCCGACCUCUGUUCUUCUAAGUACGACUCGAGGAGCCUUCUCGCCCCCGUCGGAGGGAGCUCCGUCGUAAGACGUCUCCGGAGGAAGGAGGGAGGAAGGAACAAAGACAUUUUCGCGUGUCGGUCAAGCAGGAUCAGUCACACGGAAGGGAAAAUCUCAGUUCGUGCAACUGAAUAGGGACCAGUGGAAAAUUCGGUAACGAGAAGUGACGCUUCUAUCACCACCGAGAACAUUCGUCUGUGAAACACUCGGCUGUAUCGAGACUCGCUUGAGACGACCAAGAACAAUCGACUAACAAAGAAAGCUCCUUUCCGCUCUUACGAUCAAGUUUUCCACUUGGUUCUUAUUAUCCUAUUCUUGCCGGUCCACGAAAAAUUCAGUUACACUAACGGAAUCGUCAGUUUCGUGAGUCAUGAGGAUGUAAAGGUUGGUUCUUACUAUCCAUCCAGAUAGACAUCCGUCGAUCCUCUGUCGAGACAUUCUCCAACGCUUUCGUAUUGGAAUAUUCACAGUCUCCGUUACCGUCACGUCUCGAUCAUUCCAAUCCAAGAGGAAAAAUCCAACAGAAGAUCCACGAACUCCUGUUUGUCAUCGUCUGGACAGACGGUGAGAGUCAGCCUUAAUUCGCAAUCGGUUGCGCGACGGAUAAGUCCGACGAGUGGACGAGUAGCAUGUCAAGUCGAACCGGCGACCGAGUUAUCGUAAUCGAAGUCGUUUAAGGCUCAACGAGGAUAUCUCGUUAUCCUGUCUGGAGGACGAGAACGGUCCGAGGACCAAAACGGACCACAAGUAGCGGCGUCGGGCAAACGAAGUG
This is a messenger RNA of Harpegnathos saltator (Jerdon's jumping ant), 3067 nucleotides long. RefSeq names its product Rad, Gem/Kir family member 3 (gene Rgk3). The coding region runs from base 913 to 2208 and encodes 431 amino acids. Gene Ontology annotation, molecular function: calcium channel regulator activity; GTPase activity; GTP binding. The record is from RefSeq and is a predicted model, not a curated record. NCBI's taxonomy places the organism in Eukaryota, Metazoa, Arthropoda, Insecta, Hymenoptera, Formicidae. Gene Ontology annotation, cellular component: plasma membrane. The transcript is spliced from 7 exons.